Sesamum indicum (sesame) is the source of this 1062-nucleotide messenger RNA. The record is from RefSeq and is a predicted model, not a curated record. NCBI's taxonomy places the organism in Eukaryota, Viridiplantae, Streptophyta, Magnoliopsida, Lamiales, Pedaliaceae.
UAAAAGGGUUGAGUUGCUAUCGAAGUGGAGAACAAAAGGUGGUGUCUUCUUAAUUGGCUAUGCUGCAUUCCGCAAUUUGUCCCUUGGAAAGUAUGUUAAGGAUCAAAACAUGGCUAAGGAGAUUAGUCAUGCACUUAAGGUUGGGCCUGAUAUUCUUGUCUGUGAUGAGGCUCAUAUCAUAAAGAACACAAAGGCUGACACAACCCAGGCAUUGAAACAAGUGAAGUGCCAGAGGAGGAUUGCAUUAACUGGAUCACCUCUUCAGAACAAUUUGAUGGAGUACUAUUGUAUGGUUGAUUUUGUUAGAGAAGGAUUUCUUGGUAGCAGCCAUGAGUUUAGGAAUCGUUUCCAAAAUCCAAUAGAAAAUGGCCAGCACACCAGUUCUACUGUGGAAGAUGUAAAGAUAAUGAAUCAAAGAUCUCAUAUUCUGUAUGAACAGUUGAAAGGAUUUGUUCAGAGGACGGACACCAGCGUGGUUAAAAAAGAUUUACCCCCCAAAACUGUAUUUGUUAUAGCAGUGAAGUUAUCUCCUUUACAAAGGGAACUCUACAAAAGGUUUCUUGAUGUUCACGGUUUUACGAAGGACAAGGCCUCUGGUGAAAAGAUAUUUAAGAGAUCUUUUUUUGCUGGGUACCAGGCUUUAGCUCAGAUAUGGAACCAUCCUGGAAUUUUGCAACUGAUGAAAGAAAACAAAGACUGUGGCAAAUUUGAAGAUGUAGAAAAUUGUCUUCCAGAUGAUAGCUCAAGUGAUGAGAACUUGGACUACAAUUUGAUUUCUGGAGAGAAGCGGGGCAAUCCUCACAGAAAACUUGGUAACGCAUUUAUAUACAUGCAGGACUGGUGGAGAGAGUUUCUUCAGGACAAUACUUACAAGGAGGUCAAUUACAGUGGCAAAAUGGUUUUGCUACUUGAUAUCCUGACAAUGUGCUCAUACAUGGGUGAUAAGGCACUGGUCUUUAGCCAGAGCUUAUUAACUUUGGACCUGAUUGAAUUUUAUCUUUCAAAAUUGCCUCGUCCAGCAAAGAAUGGAAAAUGUUGGAAGAAAAGGAAGGAUUGGUACAG